Haliotis rufescens (red abalone) is the source of this 3515-nucleotide messenger RNA. Its product is annotated as synaptogenesis protein syg-2-like. The record is from RefSeq and is a predicted model, not a curated record. Lineage: Eukaryota; Metazoa; Mollusca; Gastropoda; Lepetellida; Haliotidae. The transcript has 15 exons. Bases 750 to 3515 code for a protein of 921 amino acids. Gene Ontology annotation, molecular function: protein binding.
AUUUUCUGCUCAGAUACCUCUUGAGCAAUGAAGUUGAAACUUCACAUGCUUGUUUCAACUACUGAGGGCACUCUAAUUUGUUCAAGAGACUCAAAUACGUUUUUGUCGAAUAUAAAUUUUCUGACUUUUGAGCUUUUAUUUACCUUCAUUUUACCUUUGCAGUUUUUGGCCGUAUUUAAAGCUGAAAUAUUUGUUUGACAAUUCUAAUAAAAUGUGGUACUUUUUCAGUUUAAACACAUUCAUGUUCCGUUCUUUGCGAUGCUUUAUUUUAUUUAUCUUUUUUUUACCUUUACCUUUUGACAUUGUAUGGCUCUGCCAUAAAUGACAUACUGCUUCUUUUUUCAUUAGAUUUGUGUGUCAGUCUUUAGUCCUCUGUUGUUUUUUCAGAUACUAUUUGAAUAUCAAUGAUUCCAUGCACUGGUUAUUUGUCUUUUUUUCACAUUUGACAUUCUUGACUAUGUAUAUACCAGUGUACCUAGGGUGCCGUGCAGUAUUACUACGUUUUGCAUGCACGGACAAUCAACUGCUCUUGAUGACCGAAAGAUUUCAUCUUCGACUUUUCAGACAUGGCUGAAGUGUUGAGCCUGAAAGCUUAAGAAGUCUGGCCUCAUUCUCUGAUCAAGCUCUGGGAAUUCUUUCGGAAAAAUCACUGGACACAUAGAGUCGAAACCUUAGGAAGAUGUGUAGGACUAUUAUGAUGGGCCAGGCAAGCAACCGCCAUCUAAUCAAAUAGUCCCCCCCUAGACUAUAUGAUGCUGUCUCAACUUCUGAGUGCUCUGCUUCUGAUGCCGUUUGCAUCUUGUUCAGAUGUUACAUUGAACGGAUCAUCGGAAUACGCAGUCCUGGCGAAGCCGUUCCAGUUUACCUGCACUACAACCAAUUCGUCUCUUGCAAAUCUUCUGAUCUUCAAAAGGAAUAACGACAUUGUUUGUACCGUGUCUCUAAAGCGCUGUGAACAAUUUAGCGCUACUCCUGGGUACAUAUGUGGCUGUGGGUCGAGUGGGGAUUAUUACAUGACCAUCACCAUGAUCAGACUGUGGGACAAUGCAAGUUGGGCCUGUCAACAUAAAGAAAAGAGUGAAAGCCUCUUACUUCCUGUCUACUUUGGACCUGUUGGAGUCAACAUAUCUGGAAACAAUCAAGUUAUUGCCACUGACGACCUAACCCUUAUCUGCACAACAACCAGUUAUGUCAGCCCCACCCCAGUCUUGACCUGGAGGAACUCCACAGAUGGGUCUGUCCUCUCUGGUUCCAGUUCAGUUCCAGUGGGACCAGCACAUGAUGGGGGCUAUGUCUACAGAUCCACCUUGAUCCUCACUACCCAGUGGUAUCAGGAUAACAACACUAUCACGUGUGAAGGUAGCAGCAUAAAGACACAAGACAACGUCUCGGAGUCAGUCCUCCUGGACAUAACAUAUCCCCCUCAAAACAGACCAAGCAUAUAUGGUAUUGAAAACACUCCGCUAUACGAAGGGGACACCAUAACACUAAUGUGUCGCGUGACUGGCGGGAGACCUGUCGUCAGCAAAAUCAUCUUUACCUGUCCUGAAGCCAGUCAGAAUUCAACAACAACAAAUAACGGCAGUGACACAAGAGUCACAAGCCUUACUUUUUCCGUGACGAGGAAACUAACAUCUGAACAUUGUCUUUGUUCUGCUGAACAUUCAACCGGGAAAUGUCUACUUACCGCCAACAUUACUAAAGAUGUCUAUUAUCCCCCUAUUAUAGGUACCGUGUCCGUAUUUCCGACUCUACCUUGGGUGGAAGGUGGGAAUGGUUCCCUGACGUGUGUCCUCAGUGAUGUUGGUAAUCCUGAAGCGACAUACAUAUGGUACAGAAAUAACAUCACAAUUCUCAACACCAAUCAAAUUUGGCCGUUGUCAGCCCUGAAAGACUCAGAUAAUUCUAUAGAUGUCAAGUGUCAAGCUGAAAACCAAUUUACAAUUGACAAACAUCUUUCUUUGGAAUCUCCGCCUGUUACUCUCAACGUCUUUUUUUCUCCGCAAGUUGAAAUCUCCCCGCCUGUGAGAGUCACGGUUAUUGAAGGUACACCACUCAGUGUGAACUGCACAUCUACGAGUAACCCACCAACACCACCAACGGGAUAUCAGUGGGCGUUUGAGUCAGGCAUUGAGUUUAAUGGGUCAUUGCUGUUCAUAUCUAAUGUCGACAGAAGCGAUCAUGGAGAGUACACGUGCAAUGCUACAACACAAGCGGGGUCGUUUGGAACAAUGUCUGGGUCGGAGACGAUUGAUGUUAUUGUCAACUAUGCCCCUGACGUAUCAGGGAAUAACGUCACACAGAAUGAGACAAAGCGAGCUACAGUAAGAUGUCAAGCUGAUGGACGACCCGGAAACGUCACUUUCUCUCCUUUUGUACACACGUGGAGGGGCCAAUUUAUACGUAAUGUCACAGGAACGAAAACGGGAGGACAAUAUGAGAAAAGAUUCACAUCGCGUUUUGAAGACUCUGGCUUGUACGCAUGUGAGGUGACUAAUGGAAUUGCUGACAUACGGGGGGAAAUUCAACAAGUUGCCAACAUAUCAGUACAAAUAAACGCCUCCCCUAAACUCGCCGUUGGAAUGAGGAGGGACGAACGUUUUGGCAAAGAGGUAGGAGACAGCGUGACGCUGUUCAGGACGUUCUACAUCCAACCGAGAUACACAAACUACUCCUGGCUUAAAGGAGAACAGAGACUGUCCAGCAGAACGCACGUUGUUGAGACCCCCGUACAGCUUGAUAUAUACGGGGUCAUAGUCGAAGACAUGGGCUUUAAUUUUACCCUCAACAUUGGUGGUUUUGACAGCAAGCUUGACACAGGACGAUAUGCAUUAACGGUGUGUAACGUUAUCAACUGUCAAGCAACCACAAUUGUUCUUGUGGCUGCAGGAGCCCCCGAUCAACCCACACAAUUCAGAAGUCUGGAAAACGUAUCAACAAAUGCUGUAUGGUUGUCAUGGCAACCGAGGUUUAACGGAGGUUUCCCUCAACAGUUUGUGGUAGAGUUUCGCAAGUGGGGUUCACAGGCAUGGACGUACUUCAACACCUACAGUGAUACAGGGGCUAAACAAGUUGUGAAAGUAGACAACCUGCACCCGGGAGAAACAUACGAGUUCCAAUUACAUGCCAUGAAUACCAAAUAUGAAUCCGAGGAUCGUGUUUCACUUAAGGCUAAGACACUAAUGGAUGCACCAAACCAUGAGACACCAGCUGAUAGAACACUAAUCGUUGGUGUGGUGGUUCCUGUACUCCUAUUGGCCAUAAUCACAGGUGUCAUUACCGCAGUGCUAUGGAAGAAAGGAUGCACAUGCGUCAACACCGAAAACGAACAUAUGCCAUCCGAAAGCGUUCAAUCGGAGGACACUGAGAGCACACCCUUUAUCUACAUUGACGACAUCCCAGUGGCAACUCCGAAAUACUCACACUUACAAAGACCUAUCACUGUGAGCUACACAGAGCUGGAGAUAACCAGUCCAGACAGCAGUGAGUAUGUGGCCCCAUGUAUACUCAUCUGA